Molecule: messenger RNA, 1445 nt
Organism: Eruca vesicaria subsp. sativa (arugula)
Lineage: Eukaryota; Viridiplantae; Streptophyta; Magnoliopsida; Brassicales; Brassicaceae
Source: the annotation of a GenBank genome assembly
GGCGAACUAUUCAAUUAUUGUGGGAGAUGUGUUGGACCCCAAUGAGCCGUUUAAAAUCAUUAUUAAGCAGAGCAGGCGGCUUCCUACUCGGAUCUGCCCUCUCCAAGCCGUCUCUAGCCUCCUCUUAUUCAUCCCCCAACUCCUCCGCAGCCGUCAUGGAAACUCACAAAACCAAGGUCUGCAUCGUCGGAAGCGGCCCCGCGGCACACACAGCAGCGAUCUACGCCGCUAGAGCGGAGCUCAAGCCUCUCCUCUUCGAAGGAUGGAUGGCUAACGACAUCGCUCCAGGAGGUCAAUUAACCACAACAACCGACGUCGAGAACUUCCCUGGCUUCCCGGAAGGUAUCCUCGGAAUCGACAUCGUGGAGAAGUUCCGAAAACAAUCGGAGCGAUUCGGUACAAAGAUCUUCACGGAGACGGUUAACAAAGUCGAUUUCUCGUCCAAGCCGUUUAAGCUAUUCACUGAUUCGAGAACCGUCCUCGCUGAUGCUGUGAUAAUCUCCACUGGAGCUGUAGCGAGACGGUUAAGCUUCACUGGAUCUGGUGAAGGCGCUGGUGGUUUUUGGAACCGAGGGAUCUCGGCGUGUGCUGUAUGCGACGGAGCUGCUCCGAUUUUUAGGAAUAAACCUCUGGCGGUUAUCGGUGGGGGAGAUUCGGCUAUGGAGGAAGCGAAUUUUCUGACGAAGUAUGGAUCUAAGGUUUAUAUAAUUCAUAGGAGAGAUGUGUUUAGAGCGUCUAAGAUUAUGCAGCAGAGAGCUUUGUCGAAUCCUAAGAUUGAGGUUAUUUGGAACUCUUCUGUGGUUGAGGCUUUUGGAGAUGAGAAUGGGAAAGGUGUUCUUGGAGGGUUGAAGGUGAAGAAUGUUGUUACUGGUGAUGUGUCUGAUUUGAAGGUUUCUGGAUUGUUUUUCGCGAUUGGGCAUGAGCCAGCUACGAAGUUCUUGGAAGGGCAGCUUGAGCUUGAUGAAGAUGGUUAUGUUGUGACUAAGCCUGGUACUACGAAGACGAGUGUGGUGGGUGUAUUUGCUGCGGGUGAUGUGCAAGAUAAGAAGUAUAGGCAGGCUAUCACUGCUGCAGGAACUGGGUGUAUGGCGGCCUUGGAUGCAGAGCAUUACUUACAGGAGAUUGGAUCUCAGGAGGGUAAGAGUGAUUAGAGAAGGAAGGACCCAUUUAUAAGUUGAUCUCUCUUCCUUAUUUGAUGUGUCAUUUGCAGAACUGUCAAAAAAUAAUAUUGAUGAGGGAGUUUGAGUAGAAUUUUGUUAUGUGCGUCUGCAGUUGAACUUGGUUAAGUUGUAACUCUUUAGUGGGUCCAAUUUGCUCUUGAUUUGUUCCUCAGGUGAGGAAACUUUUUAUUUGAUAUGAGUGUGAAAUCUCAGUUUACAUUGAACCGAUUAGAAUGGAGUCUCUAUAGCUCAAUAAAACUAAAUGGUUUUCUAUAUAUAUUAGUG